This is a messenger RNA of Trichoderma citrinoviride, 1446 nucleotides long. RefSeq names its product Glucooligosaccharide oxidase. NCBI's taxonomy places the organism in Eukaryota, Fungi, Ascomycota, Sordariomycetes, Hypocreales, Hypocreaceae. The record is from RefSeq and is a predicted model, not a curated record. Gene Ontology annotation, molecular function: FAD binding; oxidoreductase activity. Bases 1 to 1446 code for a protein of 481 amino acids. The transcript has 2 exons.
AUGUCAUUUCAACCAACCAAGCUUCCGAGCACAACAGUCCCUCCCGCAUCUCUCAGCCGAGAUGACUUCGCAAGAGAAAUACCGGAGCUUUUGCCGCUAUACGACAAGUUCCCGCACAUCAUCUACACAAAGUCCGAUCCUGUCUACGAGACGAUCAGUCCUGCGUUCAACUUGGCCGUCACUACUCGGCCACUCGUCGUCAUUCGUCCCCUCGAAGAAAGCCAUGUCCAAGCCACCGUCACAAUAGCGCGGGCUGCCGGCAUACCACUGGGCAUCCGCUCAGGAGGCUCCGAAAUGUAUGCGCGGAAUUACAAGGGCGUUGACAAUGGCAUCAUAAUCGACAUGCGCAGCAUCUGCUAUCUAAGGGUCCCUGACGACGAGGCGAGUGCGACCAUUGGCGGCGGCAUCAUCGGGGGUGACUUGGCGGUCGCUCUCGCGAAACAGGGCCUUUUCACGCCAAUUGGGUGGCAUCCCAGACUUGGCUACGUGGGAUGGUCUCUUGCGGGAGGUUACGGUCUCUACUCUUCCUCGUACGGCCUUGGUGUCGAUCAGAUUCUCGGCGCUCGUCUUGUCCUUGCUAAUGGAUCCAUGGUGGAUGUCGAUAAGAAUAAUCACCCCGAUCUGUUCUGGGCAUUGAGGGGAGCCGGAAAUGGCAUCUGGGGUGUCGUGACGCAACUCACCAUCAAAGUCUAUCCAGCACCGCAUCUUCUAAUAGGCUCAUUAGAGAUUCGCAAGGAAAACUGGCCCGCCGUCUUGAACCGGUGGACCAACGAUAUCGAGCCAAAUUUGCCCCAGGAGUUGGCAGGCGAACUGUAUUUUAGGAAUCCAAAGUUGGACGACCCGGAGAUGAUCAUCUUCUUUGCCUGGUGCGCAAAGGAAGGCGAUGAUCUGACGAAGGGAUGGGAGUACUUCAAUAUGUUGAAGUCAUUGCCUGGAGCAACUGUGCAGCGGAUUGCAGAGUCCGAUUUCGCUGCCUAUAUCAUGUCAGAGUUGACCGUCCAGCCAGCAUCUUUCCAGACCCGCGGAGUCAUCGCCAAAGGUUUGACCAACAAGAUAGCCGAUGUCCUCAUCAGCAAAUGGACAGGUUCAGACAUGUACAUGGGCAUUCCCUGCCACUUCAUACAUGGAAUGGCCACCAAGCCAGAUCCGAGCGCUUGUUUCCCACUACGUUACCGUCACAGAAUAUUCCCAAUCGCCGGCCGUCACCAGAAGCUGCGGGGGACAGAGGAAGGCGAUGCAAUCGCGGCGGACAUGUGUGCGCGUGUGGUGGAGGAGCUCAAGGCUACGGGCGAUGUCUAUGUGGGAGCUGCCUAUGAGAACUUGAUUCCUCCGAUCGAUACCGACUUGGAGGCUACUUUUGGCAGGGAGACGUUGGAGAAGCUGAGGGCUUUGAAGGAGAAGUACGAUCCUGAUAAUUUCUUUUCCAGAGGAUAUCCCGUUUUGUAG